AUGAGGGAAGAGGAGGGCUUCGGAGUAAAUCCCCGCUGGCUUCCAGGCAGGCUCGAACCGAACACCUCCAGGCGAGCCAUCUCUGGGAAAGGAGCCGCCGGGGCGGGCGGACGCGCCUCCCUCGGCGCACGAGGGGAGGCCCGGGCCCGCUGGGAGCCGCCCCUCUACCGCGCCGUCCAAUGGCAAGAGCCGCGCUCGCCUUCCUCGCUUCCUUUCUCCCGCGGGAGGCGGCCGGGCGCUGGGCAGACGGGGAGCCGCUUCUCCGGCGCCGCCACCGUCGUCGAGGGGGCGUCCCGAGGAGGAGGCGGCAGGCAGGCGAGCGGGAGAGGGCCGCCGCGGGCGUUUCAAAGCGGCGGGAAAAGGGCGAAGAGCGGCGGCUGGGCAGGCAGGCAGGCAGGCAGCCGCGAGUCCCGCGGGGCCAUGGGUCGCUGCAGGCGGCGGCUGCUGCUGCCGGGAGCUCCGGCGCUCGCCCUCUUCCUGCUGCUGCUGCCCGCUUGGCUGCUCGGGAGCUGCGCGGAGAAGCUCGGUGAGUCGGGGCCGCCGGGGCCAUUUUUGAACGUUUCCUUUGAACUGGGAAAGUUUAGAGCGCGGAAGGAUUGUGUGAGAGAGUGACUGAGAGCGUGUGUGUGUGUGUGUGUGUGUGUGUGUGAGAGAGAGAGAGAGAGAGAGAGAGAGAGAGAGAGAGAUUCUCUGUAUGUGUAGAGAAUGACUGAAUGCGACAGCACUGGAAAAGCUCGUGGUUUAACUCUCUGAAAAAGAUACCAGAUGUUCUUUGCCUUCGAGGGAUCAGAUUCCUGGAGAUUUAAAACAGCAUUUGAGAUUUCUUCCUUCAUCGUCUUUUAAUAAUAAUAAUAAUAAUAUAUAAUAUAAUUGUGCAUAUUGUGGCAGAGCGGAUGUUUUUCUCACCUUUGCAAUAAGUAGUUUGUGGCUGGUCAGCUUGUGUUCAUUAAAUGGUUGAAAAUGCAGGACUUAAAGGCUAGAAGGUAUUUGGGAUGAACUGGCACAUAACAGGACCAAGGUAUGAUUUGCGGUGCUACUCUUGUCAGCAGAUGUUGUUGAAGUCCAGACUCCAUCACCUGCGACUAUUGGCCAAACUGGCUGGGGGCUCAUGGAGUUGCAGUCCCAAGAACAUCUGGCACACCAGCUAACCUUGUGCUAGAUAUAUAUUCUACUUUACCCCAGUUUCCACAUGGAAGAGCCCUAGCUCAGCAGCAGAGCACAUUCCUUGCAUGCAAAAGGUCCCAGUUUCAGUCCUAGAAAUCUCUAGGUAGAGCUGGGGGGGGGGGGGCUGCCUUGAAACCUAGGAGAGCUGCUGCCAGUCAGUGUUGACAUUACUGAUCUGGAUGGAUCAAUGGUCUGACUUGGUAUAAGGUAUUUGGCUUCCCAGUGUUGUUCGUCACAACAAAGCUUUGAAGGAGAUGGAGUUUAUUUGCAGAUGGAGUACUGGGGUUGAUGGACAGCAACUUGUCCUGCAGUGCUCAAAUCAAAUGUCAAGACUGUCCCGUUUGCUUCCAUGAAGAGAUUCCUCCUUUGUACACAUACGGCUGCCUUCUUUUUUGAAGGGAAUGAAGAAUCCUGAUGCAUGGUGUGUGUGCAGAGAUGUAGAUUGCAGGAGGCAGUAAAAGGCUGACUUGGGAAAUUAAUAAGGCCAGAGAAUGCACACUUAAUAGGACUGAAAUGCAACGUUACUCAUAUUUAAUAUAAGAUAAUUUUCCACAUUUUGACAGUUGGUUAAUUCACUUGUUGCUAAAUAGCUUGGCAUCUUGCUGGGAAGCUGAGCAUCAAAAGCUUUCUGAAAAUCCUAUCUUGACCAUUAAAUAGUGUGAUGAGAAGUGUGAAAUUGAAUGUUUGCUUUUUAAAUAUAAGACGGUCCUUUGAUUUUUGUGCUUUCCAUUUCAUCACUGCAUUUCUGCCUGUAAAACUUGUUUAGUUUGGCAAUGCAUUCCACAGGGACGAAACUAUGCUUUAUUUCACCCCGGUUGAAGACUUAGUUUGGCACCCCCACACAUAUAUUUGUGUACACACACACACACACUCAAUGGCACCCCUCUGGAGGCUUCAUCCAGGGCAAAAAGCCUGGAUAGCUCUGCAUUCCCUAAGGAAUCUGAAGUAGACAACCUGUAAAUCAUGCAAUGGAAGAUCACAUAUACUUUGUUCUCUGUUCUUAGAUGCUUUGUUUGUGGUUUCAAAAUUAACGGUAGUUUUCCUUCGCUGGAAUCCUGUGCACGUUUACUUGGAAUUAAGUCUUGCAGUGUGCUCAUAGAGGUUCACUUCCAGGGUUCACCCCUGGUUUGUUAUCCUUUUAUGUUUGGUAUUCCAUGCAAUUUUACUUCAUUAGCUAUGUGUGCACUUCUUAGGUGAACUUUGCUUUCUGUAACUCUUUGUUCAUGUAGGAAUUUCCACUGCCGAAACCUAGGGCUGUCAAUAAUAACUUGAGAAAAGACGAUGGAUGAAUGUAGGCUGCCAGGCGCAAGAGUCUUAUCUAAGGGACGCUGUGGAGGUACAUUGAUUUUGCUGGCUGAAACAGCUGAGGUAGAAAGGAAUCUCCAUUACGUGCUGUGGAACUGUGACAUCUGGCAGUUCUAGAGGGAGGACGGUGUAAAUAUUCUAAUAAAAAGAGAUGUUUUAACUGCACACAAUAGCUUUCCUUAAGGGUAUAGAAUUGCCAAAUAAUUUUUGCUAUGCCAGUUAAAAAUAGAGGUUUUUUUCCCCUCUCCUUUUAGUCUUUGCCCUCUUCCCCUACCCCCCCCACCUUUGCUUUGUCUGUGCCAGUAGAACAAUGAAUUAUGCUGUCUUAGCUGAUUUUAGUGCUUUAUAUAGUUUGACCCGGUUAAUCCAUGCCUAGUUUAGCCAUGUGUCUAAGUAGCAGCAAGAUUAUAACAGUAACCCAUAUUUUAAAGUCGAUGCAUGUGGACUGUUGUUUUUUUUAAAAAAAAGCUUUUGAUUUUUAAUUUAGAAUAGAAACACAAAUUAUGAAGAUCAGUUUUACUACAAAGCAUGGUUGAUGCAAUGUAGUGCAAUGGCUAAGAACCAGUGCCGGGAAGUCCCCCGUUUAAACCUCAGCUCUGCCAUGAACAUACUAGUUGGUCUUAGGCCAGCCAUUACCCCUUUCUGUGUCAGCCCGGACAGCAGCAGCAACAUGCAAGUAGGAGAGGACUCAGCUGGUAGAGCAUGAGACCCUUGAUCUCAGGGUCGUGGGUUCCCCCACGCUGGGUAAAAGAUUCCUGCAUUGCAGGGGGUUGACUCUCGGGGUCCCUCCAAAUUUACAGUCCUAAGCCUAAGCAAAGAAACUGAUGGUGGUAGAUAAUAAUAAUAAUAAUAAUAAUAGUAAUAGUAAUAAUGACCUGCCUUGAAAGAUUGUAAAAUGAGAGGAUGUGAAAUCCUUCAAACAUUCAAAGUACUGUAUAAAUAUUAAGACAUUAAUCUUCUGCAAAAGUUUUUCUAAUGCCUGACUUGGUCUUGGGUAUGUCAGAGGAUAGGCAUGGCCAGCAAAAGAUUUAGUGUUAACCUUUGUAUGUAUUGAUAUUAUCUGCUGUGAUGUCGCUUGAAUGACAGUGAAUAAUGAGAGUUGCGGUUAUUCAUUAGCUUGUUAAACAGGCCAUAGCUGAAUGAAAUCAAUACCCAGGGGUCUCCAUAAGAUUUUAACAAUUGGAAUGGGUAUCAGUUUAACUCAUUGCUAACAUAAACUCUUACUGUAAAAUCUCGUUUAUGUACCUAACGCAUUUGCUUCCAAGACAAUUGGAACAUAGGAAGCUACCUUAUGGGACCAUUGCUCCACCUCUGCUGACAGACAGCAACUCUCCAGGGUUUCAGACAAGGUUUUCUCUCAGCCCUGCCUGGAGAUGCUGGGUGUUGAAGAUGGUUGUGGGCUUACUGUACAAGCUUAAACUGUGUGGUAAUUAUUUCUAGUGCGAGCAAAAAUUACAUUCCUGGCAACCUCUGUGCUGCUCCUGUGAGAGACUUCUGGGCAGAGGUGUCACCCACAAUUUCCUCCCAACAGCGUGCUAGACCUGUCUCCAACCUGUUCAGUGGAAAGCUUUUUGCUUUCUCUUUGUCCUCUCUUUCUCUCUUCAUAGAGAGACAAGGAGUAGGGUUGAUGCUCUUCUGUGUUCCACUAGCUGAGAGAUAAAACGGGGAGGGAGGCACCAACCAAAGGAACAAAAGAAAUGAGACACAUCCAAGUUGCACAGGAAACAAUGCAGUUUAUUGAAGUCCCAUACAUUUUUUUAUGCCACCGGGCAGGGGUGGGGGUGCAAUUACACACACGCAUGCACACACACACAACAACAACAACCUGGAGCUGCUUCCUUAAAAUAACUGCUUGGAAACCAUUGCACACUUCUCUGAAAUAACUUGUAAGGCAUCCUAGAGGGAGUUUUUAUGCCUCUGGGCUUAAAAGCUGAAGUGCAUUCCAACCAUGGCAAACUGCUCCAUUGGGCUGAGGGAAACAAAAGCAAUAGGGAGUUGCUCUUGCAUGAGUGCACACUUGUCUCCUGGCAGAGACAUACUUUUUGUCACUAUGUGGGAGUGCUGCUGCUAGUAUCCCAGUGGCGUUGGUAUCUCCCAUUUGAAACAACUUCACAUGAUCAAGCUCCAUGCCUGCAGAAGUAACAAGCUUUAGCAUCAAACCUUAUUGCUAAACGAAGUUGACCUGCACAAAAUGGUGCUCUGUGGGAUUUAACUUAGACAUAUACACAAUCAUUCCCUGAAAGAGUAAUGCAUUUCCAACGACAUGACUGUAUUAUCUCAGCCCAUUGCAAUCUGUGAGACAUGUUUUGGGGGAGUUGUGUGAACAGAUACUUCCAUAUACAGAAAAUAUAGUGUCAGCAAGGAAAGAUCCUGUCGUAGAUUAGGCAGUAUGUCUGUGCUUGCAUGUUGUAUUUCCCAAAUUCAUCCUUGUGAUCCAAAGUCCUGUCUCAACAGCAGCAUAAAAAUGUCUAUGGAGUUGUAGAGUCUUAAAGAGAAAGGGCAAUGGAGCAAAGGGUGAGAAGGUGGUGUUCUAAUGAUGUUUGCUUGUUUUCUUAUUAAAAGAGCAGUGCAGGUGCUUAGUACCUCAGUAGGUAAAGGUAAAGGGACCCCUGACCAUUAGGUCCAGUCGCAGACAACUCUGGGGUUGUGGCGCUCAUCUCACUUUAUUGGCCAAGGGAGCCGGCGUACAGCUUCCGGGUCAUGUGGCCAGCAUGACUAAGCCGCUUCUGGAGAACCAGAGCAGCGCACAGAAACGCAGUUUACCUUCCUGCCGGAGCGGUACCUAUUUAUCUACUUGCACUUGACAUGCUUUUGAACUGCUAGGUUGGCAGGAGCAGGGAGCAGAGGCUUUGACAAGUUCUUCUGCCCCAUCCUCAAUCCUAGGUAGAGCUGCUCUAGUCAGUUUGGUGUAUCAGACUGGCUAGAAAUGAUCAAAAAUGUGUUGGAUCCUGGAGCGUUGUAGCAACAUUUUAACAUGUUGGAUCCUGGAGCAUUGUAGCAACAUUUUAAUGCCAUAUAUGGGUGGUUCACAUGCACCCCAAAUUUUAGCAAAGAACAUGUAACUCCCACGACUGAUUGACAUCAGUCAAUAAGUACCGUAUUUUUUGCUCUAUAACACGCACCCGACCAUAACAUGCACAUAGUUUUUAGAGGAGGAAAACAAGAAAAAAAAUAUUCUAAACGAAACAGUGGAUGUAUGAUUUUUGUGGUUCAUGCUGUGGCCACAGACAUGUGAUCUGAUGGUGAAUUUGGGGUGACCCAGUGCAAAAAUCCUGAGGAUCCAUGUGGAUCCGUGCUUUGUAACCACGUUUUAAGUGGGGAGGGAAGGAAAAGCACUCAAGGGACAAGGAGCACGCAUGGGGUGUGUGGAGAAGGAUGCUGCUAAUAAUGAAGAAGAAGAGGGGAGAAAGCUCCUCUCCUCUCCCACUUUGCUCCUUUAAAGCAAGCAGGCUCUGCUUUUCUCCUUCCUCCCCGCUCAUCCCCGGUUUAGCGAGCUGAAAAACUUUGCUGCUACUUAGCGAGCUGAGUGGGGAGGAGAGAGGGACAGAGAGCCUGCUUGCUUUAAAGGAGCCAACCGGACAGGAGCCUCUUACACUUGUGUAAGCGGCUCCUCUCCUCUCCCGCUUUGCUCCUUUAAAGAAGCAGGCUCUCUGUCCCUCUCUCCUCCCCACUCAGCGGCUCUUCUCCCGCUUUGCUGUUUCAAAGCAGGAGGAGGGAAGGAAGGGGAACCAUGGAUCCUCUGCUCACGACUGCAGCAGAUCCCCCCCGCCACCCGCAGGCAUUCGCUCCAUAACACGCACAGACAUUUCCCCUUACUUUCUAGGAGGAAAAAAGUGAGUGUUAUGGUGCAAAAAAUACGGUAAUCCUGCUGAGUAAGUGUGCUUUCAGGAUUCACAUGCAAAAGCCUGUUUUACAGCCCUGACCACAUUUGCAUGUGAACUUUGACUUACAUAUCGGAGCCGGUUUCUUGCUUGCCGGGGCAGUCCUGGUUUUGUCUGGGUGUGGACAAAUACAGUCUGCAGUGUAGUCAACCACGUAUGCAGCUGAUGCUGGCAACUGCCCACUCCCUUCUGUUGCUGGAUAGGGAAGUUCUAGCCAUUCAGCUCUGCAGCUGAUGGGUUUUCACAUUAAGCUUGGCUGUGCUAGUGUGCACCUGGCUGGGACAGGACUUCUCACAUGUGAAAUGGACUAAGGACUUGCAGAGCAGCAUUUGUGGCUGUUACUGUCAGGGAGGAAGCCAGCUCCCAACCCAGCUGUUCUGGCUUUGUGAAGUAUAUGUUUCACAGCCCAGUCCUAGGUGUGUCUACUCAGAAAUAAGUCCCACUGAGUUCAGGUUAUUGUACGUAGGAUUGCAGCCUUUGAUGUUUAAUCACUGCACUUGUGACUUCUCCCCACCCCACGAGCCCCUUGAGCCAGAUAACAAAGCUUGUGAAAUUUAUUUCAAAAAAGGGAAGUUAUCCAAUGCUUCCAUUUAUUUACGAAUGACUAGAUUGUGAAAUGUGAGUUUUUAAGCAGGGGCUUGUAUACAUCAGUUGUGAAACUUGUUAAGUUAUUAUGGAGACUUUUCAGUAGACUUUGUUGUUCAAUGAAUUCUGUGGAAUUCAAUCCCCCCUGCCCAACUCAUUUCCCGUACAUGCAGUACACAACUCAGGCUUCAUGCUUUCGGGGAGCAGCUUCCUCACUGAGUCGCCUCCUGAGAACUUGGGCAAAUUGUAAAUUUUGAGGAUGUUUGAUUGCUGUUUUUGUCUUGUUAUUCACUAUUAUAAUUUGUGCUGCUUUGUUCACCACUUCAUGCGGAUUUCUUCAUCUCUCCCCCCCCCCCCCACAGCAGGAUAUAAAUCUUUUUUUUAUUAUUUUUAAAAUGCAUCAAAGUUCACAGUCUAUUCAUGCAGAAUACUGGCCAGGCCUUUUGCCUUCCUGAGUGAACAGAGAAUGCAGCCAAUGCUCUCCUCUACAAUUUGUAGCAAAAACCAGUGGCCAUACUGUCUUUCAGAAAAGUUUAUCUUCUGAAGGGAGAUCCCUGUUCUGGACCCAGAUCCCUGAUCUGGACCCUCCGAGUUCCUGGAACACAGUUUGAAAACCACUCGCAACUGUAUGUGAAUUGGGUUAUAAACAUUGAUGUUGGGUGAGCAGGAAAUCACUAGUUCUGUUGAAUUGGAAUAUAAUUGUUGAGUAACAAAUGUAACUUUCUGUAUGGGAAAAAAGAAUAAAAUAUUAUAAAAAAGAAAAGCAAUAAAGUAGUAUUUUGUUUUUAGAGUAUCUUCUUGAAAUAUAAACACUUGAGAGAGACAGAUUCAUUGUAGCUAAGGUUCUUCUUUAAAAUAAAAAUCGAGCAUCCUGGUAUUUGUGUGUUUAUCAAUAUGUUCCAAGUUCUGUGCUUAGUGUACCACGUUAAGUGGGAUGAGGCCAGUAGCAGUAUAUAUACAAUGGGGCAGUUCAAGAAAACUGUGAUGGUGGAGAAAUUCUCCACUUUUUAAUGUUUUCUCCUGAUAAUCUGCUAAGGCCACUGCUGGAAUUGUGCACAGCCAAUGCUGCCAAUCAGAUCAGUGUCUCCCACCAGAAGAGAGCGAAAGAAAGAAAGAAAGAAAGAAAGAAAGAAAGAAAGAAAGACAAAUGUGUCAUUUUCAUUCCCUUUGAGUUUGUUUGUGAAGGUCCCUAGCGCAAUGCGAUGCUGGAAGGAAUCAAUUAAAUGAAGAAAGAGAGGACAUAGGUCUUCUUGAUACACAGGUCUUUCUAAAACUAAGACCGAUUUUAAAGGGUAGUCAAUAAGUAGAGCUGAGAAGUAAGUAUCAGGUUUCUUUGUUUAAUUCAUGAUGCAUUUUAAUAGUUCACUUCUUUUUGUCUUGCAAUGGCACCUGGUUUACUCCCUGAAAAUUCUUGAGUACUGACACAUCCUUGGCUUGGACCGGGGCAAACAUUUUGGCUCCCUCUUCCCCCAACCCCAAAGCAUCUUGUUUCUCUAACAAACCUUAGUAAAUAUUUAGCCACCCAGGAUUGUCAAACCAGAAAAACUUGUGUGAGCUGUCCCAGACAAAGCCCUUCAUAACCUUAAAAGUCCAUAUUGGGCAAUGUAAACAGACACCUAUGGGGAGGAGGGAUUCCCGACAUGCAUUCCCUUUGCAUCCACCUUCCGAUAUCCCUGAAGCCUCCUCUGUUUGGAGCAACAGGCUUUGGGACGGAUUGAGCCUCAUGGUGUUCCCCAACUAAAUAAUCACUGAUGUAUUUUGAAUAGGAAUCACAACCCCAGUUAUAUUAUCCUGGUUUUAUAUGUUCAAGUAUGUGUGUCUAGAACAGCCUUCUUUAAACUGGUGUCUGCUAGCCAUUUUAGAGUAGACUACAGCUUGCACUUUUACAAAUGCCGCUCAUUUUUCCAUUCUGCUUUUGUGAGAAGUUGUGCCUCUAUCUAGUGUGGCAGCGCCUAUGCUAUGGAACUCCUUGCCUGUUGACAGGACCCUUUGCUAUGCUGUGUUAGAUGCCUGCUAAAAAUUUUCCUGUUUCUGCAAGCCUGUCCAGUCACGUUAUUUAAAAUCAUAGAACUGUAGAGUUAGAAGAGACCACGAGGGUCGUCUAGUCCAGCCUCCUGCAAUGCAGGAAUCUUUUGCCCAAUGUGGGGCUUGAAUCUAUGACCCUGAGAUUAAGAGUCUACCGACUGUUUUACCCCACCUUAGUUACAUUGGUUUUAAAAGUUUCUUAUUUUAUCAUCUUACGUUUUUUGAAAUUGGAUUUGUGCGGUUUUAACCAUGCUUUGUAUAUAGUUGUGCACCACUUGAAUGUAUAUAUUUUUAGCAAGUGGUGGAUAAAAAUCAAUGGUUUUUAAUGGUUUUAAUGGUUUUAAUAAAUAAAUAAAAUCGGAUUUUUUUUUAUUUAAAUCGGAUUUUUUUAAUUUAAAUUGGAUUUUUAAAAUAAAAUGCUUUUGGAGGAAAAAUCUUUCUAAAGAUAGUUUUCUGUUUAAGUUACAUUAUAGUCCAAAGGCUAUUCAUCAGGAAAUAAGGAUUUGUUUUAAGUUUUUCAUGUGUGCUAAAUCUCAGUCUAACAAACAUGGAUACAUAUGCUAUAAUAUUAUUGUUUUAGUUAACUAAAUGGUUUAAAUAGUUAUUAAGGAAAUGAUUAUUUUUCUCCUUCCAAUAAAGUACAGCAGAAAAUUUGUCCAAAUAUAAAUACUUAACUUAUUAAACCUCACAAUAAUUUCAUAAUUAUCUGUCUAUGUAUUUCUAAUAGUAUAACCAAAUCAGUCAUUUUUUAUAUAACUGUAAAAACUACUCUGAAAAUUUAUUAUUCCAAAAAUGAAACCUUCAUCUGGUUGUAAAUAUUAAGAUUAUACCAGCAAGAAUGAGUCUUUCUGUAAAAAAAAUGAUUUAAAUCAAGUCUUACUGAUUAGUGAUUUAAAUUGUGAUUUAAAUCGUGAUUCAAAUCGAUUCGAUUUAAAUCAAAUCCAUCCUGGUCUACAGUGUUAAUAAAUAAAUACAGCUCAUACUACCCAUCAGCCUCAGCCAGCAUGACCAAUGGGCACUAGAUUUGGGAAGGCUGUUCAAAGAAUACUGUAUACUCUUCACACAGAUACCGUACUAUAGAACUGCGAAAGGAGUUCUGCAGCAGAUCACUCUGGAACCAAGGAGGCAAUUUUCAGAAAUUCUUGUGCCUAUUUACUCAGAAUAUUUUUACUCCGAAGUAUGCUGAAGGCUGCAGUUCUGUACACUUACCUGGGAGUACGCCACAUUGAACUCGUUCAAACUUACUUUUGAUUAGAUGUGUAUAGGAUUGUGCUUUUAUGUUGGCUCCUAAGGAAACUCUUCCCAGAUCUAUGAGACUGGUGGACUUUUAACUUAGUUGCUGUAUUUGUAAAGGGAUGAGUGAAGAGGGGGAGGAGAAGCUUGAUAAAUAAAGCUACCCUCCCCCAGAAAUCAUUCUCUUACUUCUGAAUGCAAUUGCUUUUUCGGAUGUUCUGUGCAGAAAUAUCAGGGGACUGUGCAGGCAGUAUGACAAUUCACCGUCAUCCUGUUUCAGAAUACAAAAGGGAACAUCUGUCAGUAAUGAAGCCCAAGGCUACAUGUAGGUGGAGGAAAGAGGCUCCCAGCUUAGGUCAUUCACUGUUAAUGUCAGGAUCAUUUCCUCCUAAACCAUUUUCUUCUAGGCAAAAAAACAUCCCAUGGGUCAGAAUGUAAGCACUGUAUAGCGCUCAUGCAAAAUCAUGCCUUUGUGUAAACCAGACAGAGGUAAUCCCACUUUCUUGUGUUUUCUGAUUUCUGUGUCACGCUAGUGCAGAGGCCCAAGAACGUAAUUCCUUCAUGAGCAACCUCCUAGGGUCACAUGCUGGUGGUAGGUGGUUCCACAUGAAAAAAGCGGGUGGACCAACAGAAGUGGUCGUGAGGAAAGGGGUGUGACCUGCACAGAGUCUCGAAGGCUGGAUAGAGUGGUCUGGGGGGUUGCAUUAGGCCGCUGGUUCUUAGGUUCCUUAUCCCUGUUCUAAUGGAAUGGAAUGGAAUGUCUGUGUGGGGAGGAAGAAGGCAAGAUCCCCUACUUUUCUUUACAAGGAGCACAGUGUUUUGUGGAGUCUGUGUGAGGACAUUCUGUCUACCAGAGUGAGAACAGUCACUUGGUGCAGAUGAACAUUUUACCACACCUUCUGCUGCUCACCUGUGUUUGACCCUUCAACAAGAUGAGGUGAACCUUCCUUUCCCUUUAUCCUGAUGAUACAGAAGAUCAUGUUAUCCUGCGGUGAGAGAGCUCACCCAAAAGAUAGUUGAGUGGCCUGGUUUGGAUUUGGAUUUGAUAUCCCGCCUUUCACUCCCCUUCAGGAGUCUCAAAGCGGCUAACAAUCUCCUUUCCCUUCCUCCCCCACAACAAACACUCUGUGAGGUGAGUGGGGCUGAGAGACUUCAAAGAAGUGUGACUGGCCCAAGGUCACCCAGCAGCUGCAUGUGGAGGAGUGGAGACGCGAACCCAGUUCCCCAGAUUACGUGACUACCGCUCUUAACCACUACACCACACUGGAUCUCAUACACCACACUGGCUGUAUUCCUGGUUCUGCUCCACUGUAAGGCAGAACAGGAGCAUUUAAAUAAGUUUGGUACACAAUGGGUUUCCAUGGUAAACAGGAAGUGUGAGUCACACAGAAAUUUGGUAAUUUCUGAAUUGGGGGCCCAUGUACCGCCCCCCGUUCAGUCUGACCUGUUUCUGAGAGUUUAUUGAGAAUCUGCUUUAAAUUUUAAAAUGGAAAAAAGGAGGACUUACAUUUUGAAAGGGUGUAGUGAUUUGAAGUAGGUAUGUGCCUAUUGAUGACAGCUUUGAUGGUUUCUUAAUCACCCCCUUUCCUUUCUUUGUCCUCCCCAGGAGAUGGAUGUGGGCCUAUGAUAAUCUAUCAAGACAGUGGAACACUGGCGUCUAAGAACUAUCCGGGGACCUACCCCAACUACACUACCUGUGAGAGGAGAAUUCAGGUGCCUCAGGGGAAACGCCUGAUCUUGAAAAUUGGAGACUUGGAUAUUGAAUCCCAGCAAUGUGAAUCUAACUAUCUUAGCAUCCACAGUUCUACAACAGUGCAUGGUAUGUAACGAUGUACCAGUAAGACUGGAUUCAUUAAAAUACUUAGAGCUCUAAUUAACUCUUUGUUGAGCAAAGUAAGAAAGGCUACCCUGAAACCAGUGCUAUUUAAGAUUUGUUCUUGAGCAUUGGGUGCUCAAGGCUGGAAGGGCACUUUCCCCGCUCAGCUAAUGUGAUUUGGUAUGGUCAUGCACAGGUGUUUAACCUGUAGACAUCCAGAUGAUGUGGGAUUCCAGGUCUAACCAUUUGCCAUGCUGGAAUGGGCUGUUGGAAUUUGGAAGGCUACAGGUUAACUAGUCCUGUUUUAAGGUAAUGUUGUUCAAGGUAAUGUUUAAGGUACAGUUGUUGUUAUAUUGUUAGAAACUAAUUUACGGAUUGCCUUUCACUUAAGUUGCAAUGUGUUUUAUAGUACUAUAAUAAAAACAACCAAAAAUAGAUUUAAUAAGAUUUAUUCUUUAUGGCAUUACUUUGCCAUAUUCCUGUGUUUUGUACUUAAUUAUUUAGAAGCUGGUUACUUUUUCCAUUAUGUCUGUAUUCUGUAGAGCAGGAGUGGGUGGAAAGGUAGAUGAAGAUCUACUGUUUGAUCUCUGAGUGAUUCAUAGUAGAUCAACAUGUGUUUCUACUCCAAAUUGUUUAACAAUAACAACGACAAAAUGACUCUUCCCUCCACCCUAAGUUAUACGGGUGAAACGAAGAAGGCCAGAGGAGGGGAGCAUAUUUUUGUGUAGAACAACUGAGUUCAACCCUAGUACUCAUAGUUCUCUAGUUCUUUGACUGGUGGAUCUUGGAAUUCUUUUAAAAUGCAAGAGUAGAUCCUGCAGGCAUGAUGUCUGCCCUCCCCUGCUGUAAAGCACCAAACAACAUUUCCUGUUCCAUCCCACUUGUUGUUUUCUCUCGAGAGUCUACACACCCACACACACUUUUUUUUAAGGCCUUGAGACUUUUUGCUGACCUGUCUCUCUCUCAUGCAUGCAUCUAGACUUUUAGCAUAGGUUCUCAUCGUCAUUUGGACAGGUAUGCUGCUUUGAAAGCGCCAGACCAGUCAGCCAUAGAUUGAGUCAGCAGUCUUAAUUACAUCUGAGCAAUAGACAGGUCAUUGAGAAACGUAAGCAAGAGACAGCAGAAAUAUAUUUGUGGGGAAAUAUGCGGAGGCAAAUCUUGUGGGAAAAUGUGGGAGUGGGUGGGAAGGUUAGGUGCAAUGAUCUCCAAAUUAUAAAACAGUAUUCCCCCCCCCCCAGCUCGUGUGGCACAUGGCAUGACAUAUUUAAGAAUUAACAGAAGUGAUCUAUCCUUGCUUGACUAACAAAUAAUUUUUCCUCCCUGUAGUUAAAUUUGAAAUCAUUUGGUUAAGAAACCCUAUGUGGGGAGAUGGAUCUGAUGGUUGAGGGUCGGUAAGGGGUUUCUGCACACUCUCACUCAUACCUCUCUAUCUCCAUCCAAGCAAGAAAAAGAAAUUACCAGAAUUCAGCGUGGUGCUCACAUAUUUAAAUGAUGGCAAGAGUCAAUCUGUGUUGGCUUUGUCUGUUUCUCGGGGCCUCCAUUGCCAAACUACUCACCAGGUGGCAAGGAUGGUCUGGCUGUCAUGCAUCAGAGCUGGACUCAGCUGGACUUGUGCUGUUUUAUUUUCCCUGCCAUCUAUGACAAAUGGUAACUGAUGGAAUGUGUAUAGCGUAGUGCGGUCAAGAGCUAAGCAUCAUUCUUCAUUUAAUGUUUCCUCUCUUUUGUAAAAUUGUAAUAUAGCUUAAAUUAAAAAAUCAAUAUCAGCUUAAAUUAAAAUUUAAAUUAAAUUAAAUUAAAUUAAAAAUAUCAGCUUAAAUCAGAAAAUCAAUUAAUGAAAUAAUUUCAAAUGUAAUGCCUUUUUUGGCUGAUUGGUUUUAGAAGUUAACUGUAAAGGUGCUUUAUAGCUAAUAAUUCAUGUGAAAAAGUAAGACUGGUUCCAGGUUGACUUCUAAUAGAUUGUUUCCCUAAAUUUUGAUGGGUAGAUGGGAAUCUUAAGAAAACAAUAUGAUUUCUUUUUUAAAAAUUGAGAAUGAACAGUUAAGUAUUCAAAUAUAGAAUUCUUUUUAUAUGCCUUUAUUACAAUGUGCCAUCUCAAGAAAAACGUGUUUGUUUUCCCCCUGUGUUGUGAUUGCAUUAAAAACUUGUACCUGGUGAUGCUAUCUUGCUGAGUCUAUGCAAUAUUCAGUUGCCUUUGAUUGUUGUACUCUUUCUGUAAUGGAUUGCUGCACUUUAAGAAUGCUGUGCUUCAAAGGCUAGGGAGCCCCAGCCAUCUACAAAGCUAAAACAAUUUGAAAUGUUAAUGCCAGCUUUUAUCUCCUACUGAACACAGAAUUGCAAGAAUUUGGUGGUCUGAGAAACUUCAAAGAUCACAAACAAAAAUCAAUUAAUUAUGCACAUGGAUAGAUGAAUGCACCGUAGAUGAUGAAUACAUUUGUACGCUUUAUUGUUUCUAGGCCACAAACACGAUUUCAAAUACUAUUUGUUCUGCAUUUAGGACCCUACUGUGGGAAUGUGCCUGUCCCAGAAGAAAUCAUCUUAGAUUCUAAUGAAGCAACCAUUCACUUUGAGAGCAGGUCCCAUGUGUCUGGAAGAGGCUUCCUGUUGUCCUUUGCUAGUAGUGAUCAUCCAGGUAAAGUACAAUUCUGCACAUCAUUGUGGACUAAUGAUUUUGGGUUGGUGCUACGCUCCAUCCAGCCUCCGUCCCUCUCUCCCUGCCCCACUCUUCUGCCCUUUUCGGAGCAGAUUUGUCAGGGAUGAGUGCAAUGAUUCUCUCGCCCCAUCAUCUUACCUGGUUGCCUCUUUGCCUUGUCUGCUGUGGAAGUGGAAGGUAAUACCCUGCCUGGUAUUACCAGCAGAUGUUUUAGAAAAGCACCUGGCCUAGAUGAAUGUGCUUAAGUUUUCUAAGUAGUUCAAACUGGUUUUAUGGGUUUGGCCCCUUAGCCAACUGCUUGACCCGCUUAUUUUCCCUCUAGAAAUCAAGGUCUGGAUGCUAUUUCAAUAAUGUGCUAAUUCAUCUAAUAGAUGGCACUGAUGAAAUUUGGCUCUUUCAUGCACCUGAACAUCUAAGUGCAUUGGCCGCCAUAUAGAACUGGGAAUCCUAAUUUUGAUCCCAUUGGCUCAUUUCUCAUUGGUUAGGCCUUAUUAUCCUUGGGCUUCUUCAUCUUCUACAGGUAUUUGAGCACUAGCUGAUAUAAACCAAGACUUUUCUUCAGACAAAGUUUUGAUUCAGUUCCUUAAAGAGAACUCUUUUUUUUCAUGGUAGUUGAGACGCAUCGCUCAGGCUGAAAUCUUUUUGCUUCAGGCCUCUUGCCUUGGAACAAAAUCCUCACUGUACAAAAAUAUUCCAAAAAUGUCUGUUGGAAUUCUUUCUACCACCCUCACUUGGCCAUUGCUUCAGGAUGUAGUAGGAUGUGACUGAUCUCUCAAUGAAGUUCUUGCUCUGAGGGUAGAGUCUAGAACAAUUGCUCCUGUGCAGAAGAAAAUGUGUAUCCAGAUGAACAAAUUGGGCAGGUGGGGGGGGGGACACCAGGAGCAGAAGCUUGCUGGCAGAAGGAAACACUGAAUAGGUGCUGUGGCUGCUGAGGGAGGUUUGAGAAAACAGUUCAGCUGGAAUUGACUAUCCACAUCCAGUUCAGCUGGAAUUGACUAUCCACAUCUUCUCUGUGUGAUUCCCAAAUAGCCUUUUUUUUAACCUUUCGCAGAUCUAAUCACAUGUCUGGAGAGAGCAAACCACCACGUGGAGAAUGAAUUCAGGUAAAUAUAGGUUUUGGUGGCAAUACACUCUGGUUGCCAUGUUGCAUCUUGCAAUUAACAUACUUACAGCUGUAGCCGGAUACAGUCCAUGACCGUUUGUGCUGCGUUUGGAACCCUGUUGCCAACCACAGGAAUGUGUUUUUCUGAAGAUACUCGGAGGUAUCUAAAUCUGUGAUUAUCUUCUUACAUGGGAGAGGCAGUGAAGUCUUCCUUGGAGAGAGACUUUGCAUUCCAGAGUAAUUAAGGAAUGCAGCUUCAGACCACUGAACAGCCGUUAUCUGUAGCAUAACCAGUAAUGCCAAGGGAAAUUAGGGCAGUGCUUUGGGUACUGAAUACUCCUGUGUUGGGGGUGGUUGGGUUUUAAAGCUCUAAGCAUCUUGCAGGAUCAGGCUGGAGGAUUGAAAGCUGAUCCAUGUCAGUUUAAAUUGUUUCUCGGUUCUCUUGAAUAAAUACCCUUUGCAGUAAGUUUAAAGAGUAAUGGCAUGUAAGCCAGUUGCUCAAGGUGUGAACAGAUGUAGUUGUGCUGUGUUAUCUUUCCUUCAAUUACUAUUGUUCCCUGAACAUGUAAAAUGCUAGAAGGAACUAAGCAGAACAAAAUUCAUUUCCAUUGCUGCUUAUGUGGCUACCUGUGCCAUUUGGAGCACACGAAUAUGCUAGAAAUUAGAAGAAGAAAAACCUUUAUCUUUACACUGUUUGCUUUACAAAGUGCAUGUGUGCGAGCAUUGUACAUUACACCAGUCACAACAAGAUCCUGUCUUUUCUCCAUGGCAGCAGGUACUGUCCAGCUGGUUGCAGAGACAUAGCAGGUGAUAUUUCUGGGAAUAUAGUGGAAGGCUACAGAGACGUAAGUACAUGGGAUAAAGGAAAGGUCUAGCGCAGCCUUCCCAAACCUCCUGCCCUCCAGAUGUUUUGAACUGUAACUCCCAUCAACCCUGACUAUUGGUCUGUCUACCUGAGGCCGAUGAGAGUUCUUGUCCAAAACAUUUGGUGGGCACCAGGCUAGCAAACACGGUCUACAGAAAGCUAGAGAUAUGACAGCAUUGCUUUCUGAAGAAUUUUUUAUUGCAGAUAAGCACAACCUAAAAGUUUAAUGCUGGGCUCAAAGACCAGUAGAACAACCAGUUGUGCACAGUGAAGGUUAGUGCAUUUUGCUGAAGACAGGAACUGGGAGAAAUGGUAAAUUAUUCUUAGGUUACCUCAGUUCGUUGAAGAUGUUGGCUAGAAAAUCAUUUAUUCUACCACUGUGCGAUCAUAAUUACAAAGUAUGGAAUCGGAAAAGAAUUGUGCAUAAAAGUAUUAUGGUGGUCAGCUGUUCUGUUAGUGCUAACAGUGUUACAGAUUACAUGUGCAUAUGCAUUUCAUACGUGCACAUUUCAUGUGGGCUUGUAAACUCAGCCAUUUAUUUUUGUUCAGGUCACAGUAUAAUAGGUAUAGUUCUUCAGGUACAACUUCUUAUCGUUCAGUUUGCAAAAUGGGCGUAACUGAUCUGCUUUUUAAUAGCAAUAACCAAAUUUAGGAACAUUUUCCUCAGCCUUGCCCUGCAUAUAGUAUGAUAUCUUCAGCACGUUGUUUUAUUCGUCUGCACAUAUGAUAUGGAAAUGACACUCAGUUAAUUAUUCUCUGAGGAAGGAUGUGUGUGGGAGGAUUACUACACUGUAAAAUAUUAACCUUAGAAUAUAUUUGUCCAACAAGUAGAUUUCUCUUAAGUCUCUUCAGCAUGUUUUCACAUUUAAUUUAGGUAAUUCAGCAUACAGAAAAUUGCUACUUCCUUUUGCAUUUUUGACUUGAAUUUUUUUAGGGCACCGCGUUUAUUCGUUUUGUUUUAUUGUGCUGACCGUGAGUUUGUUUGAAUACUAAAAUCUUGCCUUACUUUUCACUUGAUUUCUGCACCUCAGACUUCCUUAUUGUGCAAAUCUGCCAUACACGCUGGAGUAAUUGCAGACGAACUGGGUGGUCAGAUUAGUGUGAUUAAACUGAAAGGAACAAGCCAGUAUCAAGGAAUCCUAGCCAAUGGCAUCCUUUCUCAGGAGUAAGUAUUGGUUGUGUUCAUGCAUAAUGUGUGUACUAGUCAGCCAUGAUAAACACAAGCCUUUUUCUUGCACACAGAGCCCCUUCACUCCUUCCUUUGUGUGAGUUGGAAACUCUUGUUAACCAUUGUUUUGUUCGAACUAUGUACUGAAAUGGCCACGUUUGGAGCAUCAUAUUUUCACUUAAUCAGCCAAGAUGUGAACAGGCAAUGUGCAUACAGCUGCUUUCAUCCUCCCUUCACAUGAGUAGGCAAACAGACCAGGAACUCUUCCAUUAUCCAUAAUUUCCCUUUGGAUCGAAUUAGAAAAACAAUGGGUGGUAUCCAGUUUAAGUGAUCCAUCAGCACAAUGAUACUUGCACGAUCCAUCCACUUACACGCUGAUACUUCAUUCCGCCUUCUCUCUUUGUGUACCCCAUAAAUCUGUUCUAGGGGCUACCCCAACCCUCCAGAGCAGAUUCGGGGAAGAUGUGGGCGAGGGGAGGGAGGAGAGGUGGGGGAGCUCAAUUGCACAAUUGAUUUCAUUUUAGGUACUGUUAAUAGUGACAGGCACUAUCUAUUCUCUUUGGGUGUUUUGAGUUAAUAAACUGAGAGCUGUUUAGAUUUAAAGUGCACUGAGUUAUGCAGGCUCAUGAUAAAAUUGCAACUGUAUCCUUGGUCCCCCCCCCCUUGAUAUUCAUAUGGCACCCAGAGUUCACAUAUUGUACUAAAAAGCUCCAAAAACAUGUAAGUUGCAUGUCCCCUUCCCACAGAAAAUUAUGGGACACAUUCAAGCCAGAGUUCAAUGUAUUGAAGCCUCGUUGAUUUCAAGUGGGGAGUUAAGCACAAGUCAACUGCUUCUUGUUAUACUGUACUUACAUCCUGCUCUGUUUUGAGAAACCCCAGAGCACCUUAGAUGGGGCUCCCUAAUGGUCUGGUCAUUGUUCGCCAGAGUUAGAUGAUCCACGACCAAUCCCUGAACUGUAUAGUACUUUAAAGUAUUUAUUUUGGUGCAUCAAGUUGUAGGAUCAAAAGGCAGGGUAAGAAUAAAGCAGAACUAUUUCAGCUUAAAAUUUCUUGUACAUGAGUAGCUAAUCAAAAUGAUAAUGUCAUCUCUUUUUCUUACAGUGGCUCUCUGUCAGAUAAGCGGAUUAUUUUUAACUCGAAUGGUAAGGCUAUUUUUUUUUCAUUUUAGACAUUAUUAAUGCAUAAUCCAGGAAAAGCCAAAGCACUCUCCAAUUAAAAUAAAUACAAUUUGGGGCCGAAUACAAUGAACUACUUUAUUUUGUUUGCUUGUUAAUGAAGAAUGUAUAUACCACUUACUUUACAGGAGAUCUCCGAGUAGUUUACAAAGAACCUAUCUAAAAUAUUCAUUUAAAGAUAAUAAUGAUAAAAGCAAAUAUUAAAAUCAAGUUAUUAUAACAUAGAUCAAAUUCUUUUGUUUACUGGAGUUAGGCUAGGGCUCAUGGGUGGGUAGAGAAAGAAAGCAUUUUCAGAAACUCUUAAUGAUAUUUGGGGGGAAAUUUAUCAAGUCUUCUAGGUUGAUGAUUAUAGUCAUAGUUAAUACCAUUAUCUGAAAAUACACUUUCCUCCCUUUUUUCACUUUGGAAGGUUGCAAUCAAUCACUGAACCUAGAAGGACGAAAUGCAUCCGAUGGUCAGAUCACGGCGUCAUCAUUCUGGGAUGAAACCAAUGACAUUGGGGAGGUGGUUCCGUGGUCUCCUGUUAGGGCCUGGCUCAAAGUCCAAGGGCCUUCCUGGGCAGCAAACCAGAGCAACUCUCGGCAGUGGCUAGAAAUUGACCUGGGAGAAAGGAGAAGAAUAACAGGUCAGUUGUCUGUCAUAGCAAGAGUACGUCUCUUAAGUUAGAUUUAAGUUUAGUGUCAUUCAGUUAUCGGUUGUGACCCUAUGCAGCUUGCUUACUGUUCUUGUAAGCUAGAUUUCCUCAGGUUUUAAGUGAGGUUUCAAAUGGUACUCCGAGCAAGGGCUAUUUACAAAUGUCUCGUAACACUGCAACAAUUACUUUCUGCCAAAAAACAACAACAACUAAGGGUUGUAUCCAAUGUUAAUCCUACUUGGAGUAGACCUGUUGAAAUUAAUGGACAUUGCUUACUUAGGACCAUGAAUUGCAAUGAGUCUACUCUGAGUAAAAUGUAGGUACUUAUAACAUUGAGUUGUUAAAACUAGCAAAGACCAAUUGAAAUACACCCCACCCCCCAAAAGGCCUUUAGGCCAAAUUUUACUGCCCACACAGCUGCAGUUCAGGAGCAAUAUGCCUUUCCAGUAACCAAAUGGGAAAUAUUUUAUGGUUCGAUAAAUUGCAGAAGGCCCAAUGGGGCUGAGGUCCUCUUCUUAUCAACAGCUAAUAAGCCUUUAUCAUUGAAAUGCAGAAAGGAAUUCCUCAUACUUGCAUCUUCUAUCGUCUUUUUGGAAUCUUGUCGUUGGUUAUAAUUGUGUUCUUCUAAAGCUUUUAGACAAACAAAACUAAAUAUAUAUGAAUUAUUCUGGGUUGUUAAUGAGGCUCCAUUCUUUUCAUAUAUCCCUCAAUUUGAUCUUAUCAGGAGCACCUUAGAUGUUUUCCCUUACGCCUGCCAUACUAUGCUGAAAGUCUAGGACUUGCUGUUCUUGUAAAUAAUAGCUUAAGGCUGGGGGCAGGGGAGUAGGGCACCAAUUGCUGCACCCAGAUAACAGGUUGCACAACACUGGCUGAGAAUUUAUUUGCAGGGCCCUGAUAAAGGACACUUAGUCCCAUCCUGAGAAUGGUUCUUUUGCCACUAUUCACACAAAGAGCCAUGCUUACACAAAUGCAACCACAUCUGCCCAUGCCCUGCCUUACACACUCUCACAUGUGCCCCACCACCUCCCAUUGUUCCACAUCUCACAUCUUCUGCCAAUACCCAACAACUAGGGACAACAUUCACUGUUACCAUGAUUGAUGAUGAGAGUGUAGUUCUAUUCUGGAUUUGAUCAAACUAUGCAUUGUGUUUUUAAUACAUAAGCUUCAGGCUGAAGCUGUGCAUGUGCUCUUUUCUUUUGUGCAUAGGGGGUGACGUGGAUUAGGAUUAGGUUUAAUCCUUUCCUCCCCAACUGUGAUGCUCCCCAAGACUCCCUCCUCCUUUCUCAAACACACCUCCUAAUAACACCAAUAGGGAUUUUAAAGUUUCUUUUUUAUUAUCAGUAGCUGCUGAAAGAGGUAUGAACCUUUUGGGGAGAGGGUGGCAUGACUCUUUGUGCACUGCAGUCCUGUUUUGGAUUGGGUUCCCUUUGCUUGCUUUUGAGUAAGAAAAACCACACACACAAUUGCAGGAUAAAUCUUAAAUGUAAUUAUAAUUGGUACCCCAAUUUCAGAUGAGCCACUGCACACUUGGAUAUGGGGACCCUUUCCACAUUACAGAAACACCUGUGUAAUUAGCUGGAGGCCUGGUUUUUUAUUAUUAUUAUUAUUAUUAUUAUUUGCUGAGAUCCCACUCAGCAGCUUACCUGAAUCUGAUUCACCCGUCACAUGGUAGCUAUUCAGUGGUCAAAGGGGGGUGGGAUGUGGCCUCACUUCCACUCCAGCAGACCUAUAACCAUCCCACUUCUUCUAUGGACAUAACUGAGGCUGACCUAACCACCCCGUUUCCGUUUUGUCCCAUUUUUGCAACUGUUUCUUGAGUCCAUGUUGCUGGCAUGCUUUUGCAGUUUUGCUGGACAAAUUGCCAAUGCCAAAGGAGGGGAGAGCAUGUCUGUUCAAAUAUUAAUUAGCUUUCAUUAUCGGUUUUGUAGAUUGUGGUGUGCUCACUAGAGACACUUGCCUGUAAAAACGAUUCUUGCGAUCCAGAGCCUGCGCAAGUGUGGUGUUCCAGAUGAGCUUCACAAGUGCAGGAGAGCCUUUCCCCUAUCACUAUUGACAGUGGGAGAGCCCUAGCAUGUACAUCUGAGGAUGCCUUUACAAAUAACAUAGUAGAAAGCGAAAGGUUUUCAGAUGGCGACAUUUCUUAAUUUUGCUGCAGAUAUAAAUGAGUGGUUGUUGUUUGAAGGAAAUGUAUGCUUCUUUUACUAUUAUUAACCAACAGACCAAAACAGAUCCCUUUUGUUUACUUUUUCUUUCAUUACAAGGAAUUAGAACCACAGGGUCCACAAUGCUCAAUUUUAACUAUUACGUUAAGACGUUUAUUGUCAACUAUAAAAAUAACAACUCAAAAUGGAGGACUUACAAAGGAAUCCUAAGCAAUCAAGAAAAGGUAACUGGGGAAGCGGGGAGAUACAGGGCAAGGGGGAAAUGGUGGUUGCCGGGCGGGGGGGUGUUCUCCUGCAGCCCAACUUCCAUCUUUCAUCCUUUGCAGACAGCUGGAGCUACUGGAUUGUUAUACUCAAAUCUUGUUUACUCCAAUGGGUUUUCAGCACCCUCAUUGCACACGUUGUGCUGUCUAGGUUUAGUUGUGACUUGGGUAAUUUGCCCUGUCCCUUACUUUCAGAAGGCUCCAGUCUAGUUUCGCCAUGGAGAAAUGAUUUCAUUUGAAAACAUUUGUAAGGAAGCUGGAGAUUCCUCUUCACUAGAGGAAGCUGGAUGAGCAGUUUGGCAGGAAAAAAUAUUAUUUGGGCUAUGAGAAGAAGCAGGACAGUGCACUAAAGUGCCCUCUUUGCCAUUUUCUUUCUUUAUAGGUACAGUAAAAUAUGCUUUUGCAUAUACAUACAUCCACCCACCCCACGGACAGAGCCUUCUUCCUUCUUCACAUUUCACUGUGGGGGAAGCAGAUCGGAUUGUUUUCAGGGAGACCUAUAUGUGAUGCAGCAGCUACUUGCCCCUCAAAUCUUAGACUGUUAUUUGCCCUCCUGUAGCUAACAAUCUGUAUUUUUAAAAUCUUCACUCACAACCUACGGUGUGGGGGCGGGGAAGAGCUGCUUGUAUUGUGAGCUGAUUUUGCAUAUACUUUAACAUUAUUUGAGAAGUAUUUUCUGUGAAACUACUGCUUGUGGUGGAGCAGCUUUUUUCAAUCUAUGUUUAUAACUUUUAAGUGUUAGAAAUCUUCCAUUUUAUUUCCCCUUCUCCCCUUGUCUUGAAAGCAGGACUUUUCUGGUUUCUAGCACAAGGUUGUAAUUGCACAAGGAUCUGAUAAGGUGUGGCAGGGAUAUAUGCAGAAUAUUAAGGCUGCAAUCCUGAGCACACCUGACAAUAAACUAAGGGCCAUUGAAAGCAGUGGGAAUUACUUCCAAGGUUUGCUCUGUGAUGGUGUGCAGCACAUCUGCCCCCACAAAGAAUCCCGGGAACUGUAGUUUAAGGGUGCUGGGAAUUGUAGCUCUGUCAAGGUUAAACUACAGUUCCCAUGAUUCUUUACAGGGGAGAUGCACUUUAAAUGUGGGAUGUGUUUUCAAGUGCACAUCUACAUUCCCAUGAAUCAGUCUAGAAGAGGCAUGGACUCCUGCUCAUUUGACCUACAAUAGGAAUUGGAGAAGCUCAGCCUUUAUCAGUAGGAGAUAAAGCAAACACUCUGCAAGCAAACUCUCUGAUAAAGUCUCAGAGUUUGCUUGCAGCUUAGUGAGAGAAACUUACUUUUUUGCCCCUAAAUGCAAAGGGCAAGUUAGAGAUCAAAUCUGGAGAAGUUAUUAUCUCCCAGCAUCAUAUACUCGUUUUGGAUUUUUUUUUAUUACUGAGUUAGCUGCAUUGCACAACAUGGGAAUCUGCUGCAAAGAUACUUCAAAAGCGCUGUAUUCCACAUAGUUGGAAAAAAGUAUGGGCUAUCAACAUAUGAUUGUAAUUAAUAUUAGGCCUUCUGUGAAACCUUAUACAAAGAAUUAUAAAAAGAGAGGGUUUUUUAAUGGUAUUAAUUUAAAAGAAGUAGUAUGUUUAUCUUGCUUUCCACUGGCAGUGCUGAUAAGUACUGUCCUGUCGGAAGAAAAUCUCAAGAACACUUUGAGAAAAAUAAAACAGCCAUCUCCCCAUCACUCCGGCUUCUUUGGCAAUUUCUCCUUCCCUUGCAGAUCCCCGUGUGUCUCCACCCCCACACAGUUCCAAAACUUCCUCCAACUCCCAGAAGUUGAUCUUAGGGGAAUGGAGAGACUGCAGGGGUGAGGAGGCAUUUGCCAAAGAUCAUCUUGAUCCCUGUUCUGCCGACAGAAGGCUCUGCUGGAUCAAAGUUUCUGUCCAUGGGGGAUUACCAGCUGGAUACCAUUCUUUGGUGGUGGUUACUUUUUAAAUCUAAAAUGAGAAAUGUGCUGCUCUUCCAAUCCUAGAACACUGAAGUUUCCAAUACUUAAUUCCCUUUACUAGCAAAGUGGAUGGGCCCAUGCCAACCAGCAGGGCUGUGAAGCAGGAUCACCCACAACAGACAGGUCAUGGAGUACCUGCACACAUGGAGGGGCAGUGUGCAGGGGAGAAGGGUAUUAUUUUGCACACGCCCAUUCCACUGUUCGUGAAGUGGGAGGAGGACUUGUUGCAGGAAAACAGUUUUAGAAACAGUAAAAGAGUGGCAUUGAUUAAUGCUGUGUUGAGGAGAGGAAACAGGCACCAGUAAUGGGGGGGGGGGAGAAUUGUGCUAGAAUUCUACAGGGCUAAAGCCUUCCCUUCAGUUGUUAGGCUGAGACUGGCUCUACCGGUUGAAUUAAAGUGGUAUAGUGCUGACUCUACAGCUUGCUGUGCAUCCGGCCUCAAACUCUGCCACAAUCUGAAGGAGGAGCAAGAGUUAACUACUCCUUGCUGGCCUUGGACUGUUUGGAGUUGAGCCUGGUUGCGCAACUAGCUGCUCAGCUGGUCACAAACCCUCUUUUUACUGCUGUACUGCUCCAGUUUAGGACUGCCUACAUAUUGGAGGAAGAGCUUUAAACUCUGGAGGGUUGAGGUCUUUCCUCGCCAUCCCCCAGUGAAUCAACACAGGCUGCUGUUGAUUUUUAUCCUCUGUGAUUUCAAGGGGAGAAGUUGUUAUUCAUUGGCUUUAAACCAAAUAAUGUGGUUCAUUUUCCUUUCAAACGGCAGGUAUUCAAAGCCAACUCUAAUCAUGGAGAUAUAGUCCGGAAUAAUUUCAUUCCCCCCAUAGUAGCCCGCUACGUGAGAAUUAUUCCACAGAGCUGGAACAAAAGAAUAGCACUGAAGGUGGAACUUAUUGGUUGUCGCAUAAACCAAGGUAAGCCGUUUUACCAUUCGGGGGGCGAGGAGAGGUUUGAUUGGCAGCAGGAUCUGAAUGCCCUUCAAAUGUUUUGAGGUUCACUUAGUUCCACCUUUUGCCUUGCAGUUAACAGCUCCCUUACGCAUCCGCUCUGGCAGAGACCAAGUCAAAGCACAGGUGUCUCGGUUAGAAAAGAAGACAGAACCAUCACAGAGCCCAUACCCUCAGAAGAAGGCAGCUUAGGUAAGAAACACCUUUCCUAACCUUAAUGGAGGGCGAAAGUCUUAGCACAACUCCUACCACAGACUGUGACAACUUUUCAGAAGUGAUAAUGUAAACCUAUUUCUAAACCACCUUUUUGAACCCCAAUUUUCAAAUGCCUGGGAACAAAAUGUGAUUCAUUGGGGGUGAGGUUGGCAGGGCACAUUCAUGUCUUUGCUACAUGGUUUUUACUUUAUGAGGGCCAAAUGACCAGAAACAGUGACUUGUGUUCUGGAUAUAUACAAGGCUUGAUUGUAUAACUUGAGAGGUAUCCAAUGCUUAAUACCGAUCUAAAGUGGGUGCAGGUCUGAGCACACGGAGUGGUAUUCAACACAGAAGAACACAUAAUCAAAUCAUAAGUUAAGCCUGGAUAUGGGCAAGCCUGCUGCACCCAGAUGCAACCACAUUCCUCUUGCUGCCCUCUUUCCCUUGUGCAAAUGGGGAAAGAAACCAAGAAGAACGCCUCAGUUAACCAUGGCUUCCUACUACAUGCUAGCUAGAAACUGUGGUUAAUGACUUUCAAAACUUGGCUUGUUUGGAAUCCAUUGUGCAUAAUUCCUGGCUUGUACGUAACAAGAAGCCAUGGUUAACAGCAGCUCCCCCCCCCCCCCCCGAGAUCAUGUGAAGGGAGGAGUGAAAUGGGAGCAAAGGGUGCAAGGAGGUCAUGCAUAUCCUUGCUUGUUAAGCCAGGAUUCAAUAAUGUGAAUUAAGUCCCACUGUUUCCUGGGUUCUGCAUACUCCCCGCUAUAUACCAGUACUGUGCGAUAUGUAGUCCAGCCCUCAAGUUAGUUUUUCAGCUGGGUUUUCAGUAUAUUGUAACUUUUCAUCUUCAUUUCUUUUUAAGGACUGAAUCUUACUACCAUAAUCGUUCCAGUAGUAGUGGGGCUUUUGCUGUUCCUGAUAUCUGGAAUUGGUAUCUAUGCUGUUGUACGAAAGUAUGUAACUCUCACUUCAGAGUUGAAAAGCAUAAAAAUUCUUGUGGUGGUUUUUGGACACAUAACAGCCUUUUCCUUAGCUGGCAGAUCUACCACCUAACAGGAAUACACCUGAUGAUUGCCUUCAGAGGUUUUACAGCAGAAGAGGAAAAAUGCUAUGACCAAAACCUAUAACUGUAUUUGCAUUAUGAAUAUGAAGUCUCGAGCUUAAUCACCAGCAUUUCAAAUUCUGUCGCCUGGGCUUCCUCAAGUCCCCUCACCAGCUCCUCAUUGUGCUCUUGCUCGUCCAAUGAGUUCCUUCUCCCAGCUGAUGUCCCCAUGAAUUGCAGGGAAUGGGAAAGGGUGGCUCUCUUCACAGAAGAAGUCUUCCAGCCUUUUAUAGACAAGUGAGCUAAAAUAGGAAGUUCCAUCAAAAACAGCAGAAAGAUUUCCACAAUGAUUCAUUCCUCACCUGAGGGCUUUUCUGAUCGGGAAAGAGAUGACCUAUGCAAAAGGCUCAUGGGCAGUGCACUUUCUUCCUCUCUCUUUCUCUCUGUCACUCUUUUGAGUAACCAGUUGCAAAGUCCAUUCCCACCAUUUUAUAAAUAUAAAACAAGGAAGAACUACACGACUGCCUUGGAAUCUGGCGAGAGCCAGUGUGGUGUAGUGGUUAAGAGCGGUAGUCUCGUAAUCUGGGGAACCGGGUUCGCGUCUCCGCUCCUCCACAUGCAGCUGCUGGGUGACCUUGGGCCAGUCACACUUCUUUGAAGUCUCUCAGCCCCACUCACCUCACAGAGUGUUUGUUGUGGGGGAGGAAGGGAAAGGAGAAUGUUAGCUGCUUUGAGACCCCUUAAAAGUGAAAGGCAGGACUGACUGAAGCCAAGUGCUAUUGUUGCUGUUCUUCAUUAUAGGAGAGGAAAGAAAGGAGGUGCUUAUGGCUCAUACGACACCGGAAAACCAGGUGGGUAGUAAAAAUUGUGGUUUUGUUCAUCAUCUGACAAUAAUGAGAAAGGGAAAUGUUUAUGCAGUUGUAACAAUAUCUUUGUGUGCAGUUCCCCUUAAAGAUCUAACACACAAAUAGCACAAGAACUUUUAAUAUAUGUAAUGGAUGGGUGGAACUGGAGCAGUCAUUGACAGCAGCCAGCGACAGUUUCCUGUGCUUAGUACUUCCUGAUCCUUGGAAUCGCUGUGGCUUAAUCUGGAUGGCUUGGAUCACGCAUCCAUUAUCCAUGUCAAUCUCUACCAGGGGAUAAUUUAAUAGGAAAAGGGUUUUGUGGAGCCAUUUUCAUUAAAAGUUUUGGAUCAGUGUUUUUUGAUAUCACACUCUUGUUCCCUUCUCCCUUGCGGGCCUGCUUCCAUGAGAUGCUCAGCAAGUCCAAAUUUAGCUUUGCUUUGAAAUUCAACAGUGCACUGCUGUUGAGAUGGGUUGUUGGGGAGGGAGAUCCAAAAAUGAUCAGCAAAGCAGCUGAUUUAAAAUUAAGUGUGUUCAUGACUCCAAGAGAACAUCCAGAUGAUAAAUUGGUGGGAUCCGAGAGUCCCUUAUGUGACCAUACUAGAUGAGCUUCUGCUGAUUUUUUCACACACACAUGCAUGCACGGACACACACACACACACACACUGCAUCUCUCACCCCCAAUAUCUUCCUUCAUUCCAACUCUCAAGGGUGACUUGUGAGGAACACAAGCAACUGCAGAAUGGAAGGGAAGAUAGUUGUCAGGAUUUAGCCCUAUGUGGUCUGUAUAGAUAGACUGAUCUCUGCUAAUGCAAGCUUGUUUUAACCCUAAGUAUUACAUGUCACCCUUUCCAACACACACUCUGAAUCAAACUGACAGUUUUAAUUUUUUUGUGCAUGCAAUGUUUUAUAUUGGAUCACAUUUGAGAUUUUUAACAUUAUUAGGACUUGAACUUCUAGGUUUCUGGAAACAAAUCAAACAACCCUUUGUCAGACACCAGUCUACUGAAUUCACCAUCAGUUAUAAUAAUGAAAAGGAUACGCCACAAAAGCUAGAUCUCGUCACAAGAGAGAUGGCAGGUAACUUCACUGUCUUCUGAAAACAAUCCCUAUGUAGCACGUAAGAAACGUAAAGAACAGGCUUAGUUUGCCCAUCCGUAAGGAUUGGCAGAAUAGAACUUGUACCAUUUUUAAAUUUAUUUAUCAUAUUUCUAUUGUUGCCCUGCCAGUUAGAACUUGUACCAUUUUAAAAUUUAUUUAUCAUAUUUCUAUUAUUGCCCUGCCAGUGUGUUCACAUAAAACUGUUGGCAUUCUUCUACCGGAUACCUGUAGAGUAAUGGCUUUGGCAUUCCAACAUUCUUCCUCAUCAGGUGACCCAUGUGCGAUAUCAAAGACAUUAAGAAGAGAUUUCUCAGUCAGGCCCUCUAGCCCAGCAUCCCAUUCUCACAGUGGCCAAUCAGAUGCCUUUGCAAAGCCUGCAAGCUGGACAUGAGGACUUUGCCUGACUAUCUAUUAUUCCUAGCAAUGGUUAUUCAGAGGCAUACUGCCUCUAACAGUGGGGGCAGAACAUAGCUAUCAUGACUAGUAGCUUUUCGGAGUUUAACGGUAAUUUGUCGUACCAUCCUUUUAGAUAGGAUGGUGAAUAAAUUUGACAAUUGUGUGCAUGUUUUCUUGCUUAGUAACUCUAACAUUAUAGUGCACAUUUUUUUCUUUCUAUUGCACAUGGCUCAUGUAGCUUGUAUAAUCAAUAGCUAUUGCUCUACUAAAGAUCUAAUGUAGGAAUCUGUUUUUGACCUUUGAUAGACUGAAGGCUGUGUUUGUCAGUAGAGCGAGAAGGAUGGUUUGAUCUUGUGGUGAGAAGGCAGGGGGAAAACAAAUGGUCUCUAAUAAAAUUUGUGCACGGAGGCAGGAGUACGCCAAGGAAAAUCUUACGAUCCUUAUGAAUAUUUAUUGCUCGUCGCCAUAGGCAGUUGCAAACAAUGAAUUAAAAAUGCCCGUUGACACAAACAUAAAACAUGAUCCAGUAUGCUUCCUAUUUGUUUCUUGUCUUGAAGUUAAAAUACAUCUUUGAAGCAUCCUGGAAAUGUGCUUAAUUUUAGCUUAUUCAAGUUAAUUAAUUGCCUUGACAGUCCACCGACAUUUGAUUCAAAGUACUUGCUUGAAUUUUCUUUGCUGCAGUUGAGAAAUAAUGUAACUUGGUCAGAUGACUCAGGGAUAACAGAAAAAAUAGCUAUCUCCUGUAGGCACAAUAACAAUUACUUUCUGGGAGAAGGCAAAUAAUAUAGCAGAUUGCUCAGCACAAAUUAAGGUGGCAUCCAGUAUUUGGUGUGAUCUGAGAUUCUGAUGUGAUUCUUUCUGUUUCCCAUCUAGAUUAUCAACAGCCUCUCAUGAUAGGAACUGGGACAGUAACCCGAAAGGGAUCCACUUUCAGACCCAUGGACACAGAGAAUGAGAAAAAAGGUAGCGCCGAGACCGGGAACCAUUACCACUGCCCACAGAGAGCAAAUCGGCACGAUUAUGCACUGCCUUUGACCAACCAUGAGCCUGAAUACGCCACUCCUAUUAUAGAGCGACACGUAGGAAGAGAAAACACUUUUCCUUCAGAGAGCUGCUAUAACAUUCCUACUGCUUCUGCCGCGCAUAAAUGUUCCCUUUCCACAGGCACUUUCACUGCCUUGUGCCAGACUGAAACAGGGAGUGAAGAUUAUCAAACACCGCAAAGUCAGAAGGAGUAUGACAAGCCAAAAAUGAAAGCCUUGCCCACACUUGACUACAAUACUGGCUAUCAGAAGCCCCAAACCAGUUUAUUGACAGAUGAGGGCUAUUCAACACCCAGAUACUGCCUAAAACCAGUAAAUCAGACUGCAAUGACAGCUCUUCUGUAACCUUAAGGACCAGCGGAAACGCACUGCCAAAAUGUUUAAAGCACUGGAUUAGAUUUAGAGCAAAACAAAAUUUGCUCUUGGCUGAGGAGUGAAAGCUGUUCGUUGCUGCCUUUGCGGUAGAGUCUUCAGGCAGUUGAUUCUCUGCAGCUGCGAUAUUAGUGCUCCACUCUAACAUUGUGCAAUGUGUACAUACAUUUUUAAUUUAAUAAAAAUAACUUAAACUUUA
Messenger RNA from Podarcis lilfordi (Lilford's wall lizard), 30086 nucleotides. The record is from the annotation of a GenBank genome assembly. Lineage: Eukaryota; Metazoa; Chordata; Lepidosauria; Squamata; Lacertidae.